Molecule: messenger RNA, 1095 nt
Organism: Botrytis sinoallii
Lineage: Eukaryota; Fungi; Ascomycota; Leotiomycetes; Helotiales; Sclerotiniaceae
Exons: 1
Coding region: 1-1095 (364 amino acids)
Molecular function (GO): oxidoreductase activity
Source: RefSeq, a predicted model, not a curated record
AUGGCUACAUCAAACCCAGCUCCAGAUGUUGCUGAUAUCAUCCAUCAAUCACGUCCAGUAGAUACCACAAGUCCAUACGAUGCCGGCUGGGUAGCAGGAAAAACGAUCAUUAUAACAGGUGGAGCAUCUGGUUUCGGCGAAGGUUUCUUCAGAACAUGGGCAGAGCAUGGAGCAAAUGUAAUAAUCGGGGAUGUCAAUAGUGCAAGGGGGAAAGCAUUGGUCGAGGAAGUGCGCAAGGAGACUGGCAGUCAAAAUCAUCAUUUUUUGUAUUGUGAUGUAACAAAUUGGCAAUCACAAGUCGACUUCUUUCGUACAGCUACGGAGCUAAGUCCUACCAAAGGCAUUGAUGCCGUGGUUGCCAAUGCGGGAAUUGUAGAAGAUCCCAUGUCAUUUCAGAGACCUGUGGGUCUAGAUUUGCCGGAACCACCGAAGCCAAACUUCAAAGCCUUUGACGUUGACAUGGUCGGAGUUAUGUAUACGGCACACUUGGCCAUGUGGCAUCUGCCUCGAAACCCCAGAUCACAAACGGCCAAAGCAUCAGCAAUCCCUGGCCCAAACACACCAGAUAGACAUUUACUUUUGAUCGGAUCGGUAGCCUCAAUUGCUCCUCUUGCUGGAUCGGUAGAAUAUUCAGUCGCAAAACAUGGGGUCUUGGGGAUGUUCCGUUCAUUGAGAUCUACAGCCUUUGCCAAUGGAAUUCGAGUCAACAUGUUGUGCCCAUACUUUAUUGAUACGGCUAUAAUCCCUGCAGGCGGUAGAUUGUUAUUGGCAGGCGGAGCGAUGGGCAAACCGGAGGACGUCGUAGAUGCCGGGACGAGACUCAUGGCCGAUACAAGAAUAGUUGGUCGAGCUUUGGUCAUCGGUCCAAAGGUUCGAGUUGAUGGAGAUUUUGACUUGUUACCAGAGACUUCAAAAGAAGGAAAUGAGAAGGCCGUGUGGGAGGCUUAUGCUGAUGAUUUUGUCGAACUUGAGGUUUUUACUUUAAGAUUUAUCAAGUUGCUCAAUACAGUUCAAAGAAUCAGAGGCUGGGGAGGAUGGAUACUUGAUAUUGCUAAAGCAUUGAUGUAUCCCAUAAGCUUCCUUAGGCGUCGAUAG